Molecule: messenger RNA, 534 nt
Organism: Trypanosoma theileri
Lineage: Eukaryota; Euglenozoa; Kinetoplastea; Trypanosomatida; Trypanosomatidae
Exons: 1
Coding region: 1-534 (177 amino acids)
Source: RefSeq, a predicted model, not a curated record
AUGUUUUAUCCGUUGGUGCGGCGCCGUGGCGGCCUCCCGGGUUUAGGAGGCGAGGGGUUCGCCGAGCGCCCCGCCCGCGGCCCCCACGGAGACCGCAGACAGCGCACCCUCACGUCUCUGUUUGGGUUCGGCCUCCUGGGCCGUUUCUGUGGGCGUGGCGUCAUUUUUGGCGGGGGUUCUGCGAUUCUUCGCGUUUCUUCCGCCCUCGGGGGCGCGGUGGGUCGGGGGGCCGUUUGCCGGAAAGGGGGGUCCGGUGAUCUUCCGAAGGCCGGACGUCAAGGGAAUGGCCUCGCUCGCGCCCGACCUUUUGGUUCGAUGCUUUCCAUGGAAAAGAACAGGUGUUUCGCCUUUUGGGGUCCUCGCGCGAAUCUCUCGGGGUUUUUUCGUCAUUUUUGUUUGGUGGUCGCAUGGAAGCUUACACCUUGUUUUUUGAGCCGCCGGAGUCAAGGGGAAAGAAAUAAUAAUAAAAAGAAAACGGGUGACCGGUGUGGAGUUUUUUAUUUUCAUCUUCUUUUCAAAUAUGUUUCUCUUUAA